AUGAGCUUGGAAAGAAUAACUUCUUUUUGCUUUUCAGUGGGCUAUUUAUACGAAUCCAAUAUUUUCGAAGGAAGGUUUUCCGAAAGAACUUUAGAACUUGUAGCUGUUAGGAGUGCAGAACAAGGUUACCCUAGAUCUCGUCUACCAGACUUUACCGAGGAAGAGAAGAAAUACAUUCAUGGAACGAGUGAUUUCUACGGCUUCAACCAUUAUGGCGGCGGAUAUGUAUCUUUUUAUCUUUAUAAUGGAGGGGGUAUCGCUAUCCUCUCAAUGCAAGACGACAUCAGAGUUGGAAUGGAAGUAUCUAGUGACUGGCCGACCGAUCCUGAUCCAAAGCGCAGGCCGAAAAAAUCUGCAUUUAUUUCUAAACAAAUUAUCAAGACUCGAGAAGUAGAUCCACAGUAUGAACCCGACAACUAUGUUAUGACUAUUAAUUAA
Messenger RNA from Arctia plantaginis, 438 nucleotides. Lineage: Eukaryota; Metazoa; Arthropoda; Insecta; Lepidoptera; Erebidae. The record is from the annotation of a GenBank genome assembly.